This is a messenger RNA of Rhea pennata, 888 nucleotides long. RefSeq names its product arylamine N-acetyltransferase, liver isozyme-like. Lineage: Eukaryota; Metazoa; Chordata; Aves; Rheiformes; Rheidae. Gene Ontology annotation, molecular function: arylamine N-acetyltransferase activity. The transcript has a single exon. The coding region runs from base 1 to 888 and encodes 295 amino acids. The record is from RefSeq and is a predicted model, not a curated record.
AUGAACAUUCAAGAAUAUUUCUCAAGAAUUUCUUAUCAUGGGUCCCAUAAGGAUGCAGACUUGAAAACCUUAACAGUCAUCUUCCAGCACCAUGUCCAGGCGAUUCCUUUUGAAAAUCUCAGCAUGCACUGUGGGGAGAGCAUUGAUCUGGAUUUGGAACCUAUUUACAACAAGAUUGUGAGAAAGAAACGUGGUGGAUGGUGCCUGGAAAACAACUACCUUUUAUUUUGGGCUUUGCAAAGAAUAGGAUAUGACGUCUCUAUUCUUGGAGGCAAUAGUUAUGAUCCAGCAGAGAAAACAUACACCACCAACAUAAAUCAUGUCCUACUGAAGGUAGUGAUCGAUGGCAAUCCCUACAUUGUAGACGGUGGUUUUGGUGGCAUCUAUCAAAUAUGGCAGCCAAUGAUGUUGAUUUCUGGGAAGGAUCAACCUCAGAUUCCUGGCAUCUUUCGCUUCACAGAGGACAAUGGUAUAUGGUACCUUGAGAAAAUAAAAAGGAAGAAUUAUAUUUCAGAACAAAGUGCCCCUUCGACUGAUACUCCAGAAACAGGGAAGAUCAGAAAAAUGUGUUCUUUCACUCUUGAGCCACGACAUAUGAAUGACUUCCAGGAGCUAAACACAUACCUACAGACGUCUCCGGACACCUUAUUUCGGAAAAAGUCAAUCUGCUCUCUCCAGACCACUGAAGGGGUUUGUGCCUUAGUUGGAUGGACCUUCACCGAGGUGAAGUACAACUACAUGGAGGACAUGGACCUGGUGAAGAUCACAACUCUUACAGAUGAAGAGGUUGAGAAGACACUGAAAGAUAAAUUCAAUAUAACCUUAGCGAACAAACUUAUACCAGUAAAUGUUCGUGGCCUGCCACCUAAUUUAGUGGAUAUGCUCUAA